CACCACGAAAAAAAAAGGACAUCGAUUUUGCGUUGUCAUCACCAAUCGGUCGCAUUACCAACGCAGAUUCGAUGACUUCCAAUCAGCAGACUCCCGCGGGCGUGCCGCCCUCGCGCGAAGUGAUUGCCUUGUCCGAGGACACGGCCAGGACUACUGGCAUUGCCGCUGGAGAAGCUGCGGCUGCUGGUUCUGCCUCUCGAAGGGGCACUGGUAGCUUCGCCUCUGGCCGCAGUGAUGUCGGACCGCCGUCCCGUCGAUCCCGAAAGCGCCAGCGCAGGGAUGUCGAAGACUUUAGGCUGACAGCGCAGUCGGGGGUCACGGCGAGCUUGGACGACGUCAAGUGGAACCCCAAGAGAGUCCACGUCGACCCGGGUAGCCAGCGACUGGAGAACUUCGUUGAACACAAGGUGUUCUCCCGGUAUGAAGGCCCGGGUAAGCCCCAGAUUCUGGAGGCUAGCACCGGGGAGGUCAAUUGGUACGCCAAGGACCCCAAUCGCCCCGGGGCCUCCUACGUCAUGAAGUGGGUGGCAGACGAUGAUGACAGAACCGACCAUCCUCUGCUGAAUACACUGCGGGACAUUUGCAAAAGGCACAAUGCCCCAGUUGUCAACAUGCACGUGGAGUGUCUCCCGCUCCAGACAGCCCGAGAUCAUCGGGUCCUCGUGCGUGGCCCCGAUCAGGCCGCCUCGCAGGCUCCUGCUCGAAAGAUACUGGCUCCUGUUCCGCGGAAGAAGCAGCAAGACGCAGAUACGACCAUGGUCCCUGUUGACACCGCGCCGUCAGCCGGAUCCGGCGGUACUCCCCGGUGCGGCAACUGCGGUAGAAGCGGACACAAAGUCAAAGACUGCUGGUGCCCGUGUUACCACUAUGGCAGCAUAAAGGCUUGUGGCGUCUGCAACAGCAAUUCGCAUUUCUCCGAUAAAUGCCCAAAGCUGGCCGGGGCCAACAAGGACUCCAAGAAAUAUUGGUUGGACCUGUUCGAACUCUUCUACAAGCCCCGCGUUAACAAGCCUCAGUUGCGCAGCGCCCAGGUCACAUUCUUCCAAGUGCUAGAGUACGCGGAGGGGGAGGAUUGGCUUCCUGAUGGCAUGCUCGAGCAGGUCAUCCCUUACCCGUGGACCAAUGAGUUUGCGAUUUCCAUCGCAAAGUCGAAGCCUGGUGAUGCCAUCCUGCGGGGUAGGCUUCACCCUUCACAAUUCGACCCUCAGGUGCAUAACGCUCUUGAACACUUGCCCGUCGAUCCGAGGUUCGAGGGCAAGACUUUGAUGCAAGUCGUCUACCUGACUUGCCAGGGCAGGUUUGCGGACCAGAAAUUUAUAACGGAACAAAAGGCGAUGGGCUGAGAAGGUUGCUGCCGCCAACUAGGUCAAGGAAGCGAGGAUCGCGGGGAUUAUGAGGAGAUGUUGAGGAUAGCUGGUGCCGUCGAGUCAGUAGUCGAGGAAGGAGGAUACAAAUGCAACGUGGGUAGGGGAUGCACGCAAAAUACCCAGACUUGUGC
Messenger RNA from Chaetomium strumarium, 1498 nucleotides. RefSeq lists its product as uncharacterized. The coding region runs from base 72 to 1343 and encodes 423 amino acids. The transcript is spliced from 2 exons. Gene Ontology annotation, molecular function: nucleic acid binding; zinc ion binding. Lineage: Eukaryota; Fungi; Ascomycota; Sordariomycetes; Sordariales; Chaetomiaceae. The record is from RefSeq and is a predicted model, not a curated record.